Adineta steineri is the source of this 774-nucleotide messenger RNA. Lineage: Eukaryota; Metazoa; Rotifera; Eurotatoria; Adinetida; Adinetidae. The record is from the annotation of a GenBank genome assembly.
AUGGCAGAUGAAGUUGAAGAUGAGCAAUUGGAUUCUCACACUUUAUUAAAUGAUGAAGAUGAUCAAAAACUUCAUUUAUUUAUUAAAGCUGGUAGAGAUGGUCGAACAAAAGGUGCAUGUCCAUUCUGUCAAGAUAUCUUUCUUAAAUUAUUAAUUAAGCGUGAAGCAGAUAAUGAUUUUAGUUUUGAUGUAAUAACAAUAAAUUGUAAAAAUCCACCGAAAGAAUUUAAAGAAAUCUCAAAAAAAUUACCAGCACUUAUUCAUGGUGAUACAACUUAUAAUGAUAUUGAUGAUAUUGAAGAUUAUCUUGAUUCAUCAUUUCCAAAUUAUAAAUUAGCAACACAAGAUCCUGAAGCAUUCAAAAUACAAUCAAAUGUAUUCACACGUUUUACAUAUUUAAUAAAAGAUGUUCACAAUAAUCCAAGAAUACUUUUGGAUGAAUUAGAAAAAAUUAAUAGUUUUCUUCGUACAAGAAAUACAAAAUAUAUAUCUUCGAAUCAAAUUACAGGUCUUGAUUGUUCGUUAUGGCCAAAAUUACAACAUAUUCGUGUUGCUGGUGAAUAUAUACUAAACUUUACGAUUCCAACUGAAUUUUCAGCUCUAUGGGCUUAUCUCGGUUCUGCUUAUGAACUUGAUGCUUUCGUUAAAUCUUGUCCAUCGGAUCAAGAAAUUGUUUUACAUUGGACACGUCGUGAAACAUCAUCAAAAGAAUAUCUUCAAUUAACAAAAGACGAACCAAAAUUUUCAUUUAAUCUACCAAAUAAACUUCGUUAA